Messenger RNA from Ixodes scapularis (black-legged tick), 603 nucleotides. RefSeq names its product putative fatty acyl-CoA reductase CG5065. Bases 1 to 603 code for a protein of 200 amino acids. The transcript is spliced from 6 exons. NCBI's taxonomy places the organism in Eukaryota, Metazoa, Arthropoda, Arachnida, Ixodida, Ixodidae. Gene Ontology annotation, molecular function: alcohol-forming very long-chain fatty acyl-CoA reductase (NADP+) activity. The record is from RefSeq and is a predicted model, not a curated record. Gene Ontology annotation, cellular component: peroxisome. Gene Ontology annotation, biological process: long-chain fatty-acyl-CoA metabolic process.
AUGGCUGGCGAGAUUGAUAUGUUGAUUUUACAAGCCGUACCACGAAAUGUGAAGUAUUCGAAGGUGCAACGCUUCUAUCAAGAUGAAGUCAUCUUUAUCACAGGUGCAACUGGUUUCCUUGGAAAGGCCCUUCUUGAAAAACUGCUGCGAUCAUGCCCAGGAAUCGAGCGGAUUUACCUGUUGAUCCGCCCAAAAAGGGAUUUCAGUCCAACAAGAAGGUUGGAACUCCUGUUAAGAUCAGCGUGCUUUGAGCGUUUGCGCCAAGAAUGCCCAUCCAGCUUAAACAAGCUAGUGGUCGUCGAUGGUGACAUCAGAGAAGAGAAGCUGGGCUUAAAAUCGGGUGACUACGAGCGCCUGGCUUCAGACGUGUCUAUGGUCUUUCACACUGCGGCAGAUGUCCGGUUCAAUCAAUCAUUAAGAAACGCUGUGAAAAUUAACAUGGAAGGCACCAAACAUGUACUGGAUCUUUGCCAUCAUAUCAAGAAGAUGAAGGCUGUUGUGCAUGUCUCGACAGCAUUCGCCCACAGCGAUCUGGACGCACUGGAGGAGCGAGUUUACCCAUCCACGGUAAAGCCGGAUGACAUCAUUUCGCUUACAAAGUAA